This is a messenger RNA of Ctenocephalides felis (cat flea), 558 nucleotides long. RefSeq names its product jerky protein homolog-like. NCBI's taxonomy places the organism in Eukaryota, Metazoa, Arthropoda, Insecta, Siphonaptera, Pulicidae. The coding region runs from base 1 to 558 and encodes 185 amino acids. The record is from RefSeq and is a predicted model, not a curated record. Gene Ontology annotation, cellular component: nucleus. Gene Ontology annotation, molecular function: DNA binding. The transcript has 3 exons.
AUGACCAUAACAGGGGAGAAACUUUCUAAUAAUGCCACCUGCAUAGAACCAUUUAAAUUAAGAUUUUUGCAGAAGGUGAAAGAUUUAAAUUUUAACCCGUCACAGGUGUACAAUGCAGACGAAUCAGGUAUAACCAUACUAACAUGUGCUAACGCUGCGGGUACACAUACGCUGAAGAUGGUGGUCGUUGGAAAAUCUAAUAAACCACGUGCAUUCAAAAACAUUGAUUUACCUGUACACUAUUAUGGACAAAAAAGUGCGUGGAUGGCAAAAGAUCUUUUCAAAAAGUGGUUAUUGCUUCUUGAUAACGCCCCCGGUCAUCCGUCUGAAGAAGAACUGACAACUCAGGAUAAAUGCAUCACAGCGAUGUUUCUUCCGCCAAACUGCACUGCACUGAUUCAACACAUGGAUCAGCAUAUCAUUCAGUUUGUAAAGCAAGAUUAUAAGAAAAACCUACCUCUGAAAGCCGUAUCAAAAGCCCAGUCAAUAGAAAAAACUUUAAAAAAAAUUAACAUGAAAGACUUGGUUUUUGCUCUUUGGCAAUGGUGGAAUGCAUGA